Dunckerocampus dactyliophorus (ringed pipefish) is the source of this 1952-nucleotide messenger RNA. It is a transcript of the gene agpat9l, whose product is annotated as 1-acylglycerol-3-phosphate O-acyltransferase 9, like. Gene Ontology annotation, cellular component: endoplasmic reticulum. The record is from RefSeq and is a predicted model, not a curated record. The transcript has 14 exons. NCBI's taxonomy places the organism in Eukaryota, Metazoa, Chordata, Actinopteri, Syngnathiformes, Syngnathidae. The coding region runs from base 316 to 1656 and encodes 446 amino acids. Gene Ontology annotation, molecular function: glycerol-3-phosphate O-acyltransferase activity. Gene Ontology annotation, biological process: triglyceride biosynthetic process.
ACAGGCCAUUUCAUUCGCUGGAGCCCUAGAAACUAGGGGUCUAGGAACUAGGACAUUUUUACACUCUUGAACAGAACUUUUUUUGACCUUUGGUCUACUAGUCAAAGGGGCGUGGCCUCUUUGCAACACACUUGAGUCGAGCGUGAGGAGAAGCAAGACGAGUCGGUGUCGCUGCACAAGAAUGACGCCUUUUGCUGCAGGGGACAAACGCAGGGUAGCUGUCUGAAGUGACGUCAUGCGUGGCAUAGCUACAUAGAGAACGAGCCUCCUGACAGAGUUGAGUGACCACACAGGGAAUAGGAGAAAAGGGUGGAGAUGGAGGACUUCUGGGCUGUGGUCGUUUGGGCCGUGAGGGUAUGGCUGUGCCUCAUUGUCAGCCUCAUCAUGAUCCCUGCUAUGUUUGGCUUUUCACUUGGCAUCUCUGAGACCUACAUGAACCUUCUGGUGCAAACUUUGGAGUGGGCUACACUGAAGUUACAGAAGGCAAGCGCGGAGGAACAUACACUUAAAGCCCCUGCAUCUAGUGGUCUCAUUCAGAGGGAAGAUGGUUCUAUGGAGAAAGAGCUAGAGGAGCUAAGACGGAGUCGUCCCAAACCAUCAGUAGGCGGUGAUUUUACACUUAGCGACUGUUUCUAUUUCACCCGCAGAGGAAUUGAGAGCAUUGUAGAGGAUGAGGUGACGCAGCGCUUCUCUUCGGAGGAACUGGUGUCAUGGAACCUGCUGACCCGCACUAACAAUGACUUCCAAUACAUCAGUCUGAGACUGACUCUGGUCUAUGGCCUUGGCAUCUUUGUCAGAUACUGCAUCCUGGCACCACUCAGAAUAACUCUGGCCUGCAUCGGCCUCACCUGGCUGGUCAUUGGAACAUCUGCAGUGGGACUGCUUCCCAACUGGAGGAUGAAGUUCUGGCUCAGCGAGUGGGUGCACGUCAUGUGCUACAGGAUCUGUGCUCGAGGGCUGUCUGCCGCCAUCCGCUAUCACCACAGGGAAAACAAACCCCAAAAAGGAGGUAUCUGUGUUGCCAAUCACACCACCCCUAUUGACAUUGUGAUACUCUGCAAUGAUGGCUGCUAUGCAAUGGUGGGUCAGGUGCACGGAGGAUUGAUGGGGGUCGUUCAGCGGGCAAUGGUUCGAUCCUGUCCCCAUGUUUGGUUUGAGCGUGCAGAGAUGAAAGAUCGCCAUCUAGUGACUAAAAGGUUGAAAGAUCACGUCAAUGACAAGGAAAAACUCCCUAUAUUGAUAUUUCCAGAGGGGACUUGCGUCAAUAACACGUCGGUCAUGAUGUUUAAAAAGGGGAGUUUUGAAAUAGGAGCCACAAUUUACCCUGUGGCCAUAAAGUACGACCCCAAGUUUGGCGAUGCCUUCUGGAACAGUUCCAAGUACAGCAUGGUGAGCUACCUGCUGAGGAUGAUGACGAGCUGGGCCCUCGUCUGCGAUGUCUGGUAUCUACCGGCCAUGCAUCAACAGGAGGGGGAAGAUGCUGUCCAGUUUGCCAACAGAGUAAAGUCAGCCAUCGCUCAUCAGGGGGGACUGGUGGAUCUACAAUGGGACGGCGGCCUGAAGCGAGCCAAAGUGAAGGAGUCGUUCAAAGAGCAGCAGCAGAAGCAGUACAGCAACAUGGUGGUGGGAGACGACAGCGGCAGUAACAGCGACUGAUAAUUCCACACAAGCUCUUCACUUGGAAGUGUCAUAUCCUCAUGAGCUGGACCUUUCACACCGUGAAAGGAGGAUCGCUCUGAUCCGCAAGUGCAAUAGUGAACUUUAAUAAGGGUACUGCUGCUAUUUUCUGUUGUGAUUGACAUCACUCUGAUGAAAAAUGUUGACUUUCGUGUGUAGUGAUGGAAGAAAAACUAUUGGAUACAAACACUGGAUGUGUGAAUGGCUCUCGCUGUUUAUGUGCUUCUUUUUUUUUUAAAUAAAGUGUACAUGAAUUGUAGCUAUUUUUUCACUAU